UUCCAGGUAGUUUUAUAGUGGUUCAUUCAUAGCUUAUGGUCUUCUUUUUCACAAGCUAAGUGUCACGGUCUACAGGUAGUGAAUACUUAAUUAUCCAGUCUCAUUUUAUUAUACAGUUCGAUGAUGGAUUCAUGGAUCCCAAAUGGGAUCGUGACACUUAAGGGUACUUUUGAGUUAGCUCUUUUUAACUUUACAGAUUCUUAUAGACCAGCCUGGGAUUCCAUCACCUCAAGGGGUUCAUGUCUAUGCCAAAUGUGACAUCACCUUCCUGUGACUGUCUGAAUACCAUUUGGGGAAAAUUAUAUAAGCUGUCAAGGACUAAUUAGUUGUAAUGAAAUAAAGGGGAGGUUAUGGCCCUGUAGACCAAUUCUACCAUUGCUAAAUGGAGCUGUUGGCUUAACUUUUGCCUUUGUCUGGUUGGAUAACAUACAAGCAUAGAAGAUACUUGCCAGAGAUUUCUUCCCCUUUUUGAGCAAGGCAUUGAUAUUUGAUGGUUUCUUUAUUAAUUACGCAGAAGGAUAAUUAUCCUAAUAAAAAGUAAAUGAUCUCUUACGCAUUGAGAAAAGACGUGGCAUCAGAUGCUUUGCCCUCUGGAACACUCCUCAACAGUUACAGUUUGUAAAUGUUUGAGAAGGCCCAAGAACUAUCCUCUCAACUGUUUCAAUAUGCUGAUAUAGGUCCCUUUCUGGAAAGCGUUUCAACCAGCUCCCAGAAGCCUAGAACCUCGCAGAACACCCUACAAAUCGUCCACAAAAUCCAAACCCAACAGGGACAAGCACUCCUUUAUAUUUCCUCACUCAACAUCAACAUUAGAACAGUAAACAACAAACAAAAGUAAACAACUGUUGGUCUGCAUUUGAACUUUUUCUAACAGCAAUGGCACUGGCUCGUUUGGCUUUGAGAAAUUUGCAACAAAGGGUGUCCUCUUCUUCUUCUUUUUUGGGUCACAACAUGGGAGAUCAGAGGAGUAUUGUUGGUGGGGUACAAAGGCAAAGGUGGAAUGAUGAGAUUUUGAAGAGGUUUAUGGUAACGGCUACUGGUAAGGUGUUUGAUGAGGAAAAACAAGGCAAAGAAGCAACUGUUUUGGAGGGUGACAAGAAGUCCAGGCUUUUCCCAAGGAGGAAAAACAGGAGUCUCUGGAAUUGGAGGAAUAAGCGAAGUGACUAUGCUCCUACCCUUUAUGGCCUUGGGAAUGCACUCUUGCAAGCAACUGAAAACAUAAACAGGCUAUUCGAUAACCUCAACUUGACACCUUCACAGCUCAUGGGACGAGUCAAAGAGCAAGAUGGCUGCUACAAACUGCGGUACGACAUGCCAGGGCUAACCAAAGAAGAUGUUCAGAUCACCAUCGAGGACGGGGUCCUGACUAUAAAGGGAGAGCAUAAGGAAGAAGAAGAAGGAGGUUCGGACGAUGAUGAGCACUGGUCUGCCAGGAGCUAUGGCUACUAUAACACAAGCCUUGUGCUGCCUGAGGAUGCCAAAGUAGAUGAGAUUAAGGCUGAGUUGAAGGAUGGGGUGCUUUGUAUUAUCAUCCCAAGAACUGAACAACCCAAAAAGGAUGUGAAGGAAGUUCAGAUACAUUGAUGGAGGCAUGCAUGAAGUUGAUAAGUUUAUCAUGCUUUUCUAUUUGUUUGUGUUUGUGUGUUAUCAUGGGUGACUGUGUGAAUUGAAAUGGGAAAUAAAAAACCCUUUCUCCUUUAUUAAGUAA
Molecule: messenger RNA, 1708 nt
Organism: Theobroma cacao (cacao)
Lineage: Eukaryota; Viridiplantae; Streptophyta; Magnoliopsida; Malvales; Malvaceae
Product: HSP20-like chaperones superfamily protein
Biological process (GO): response to heat
Source: RefSeq, a predicted model, not a curated record